AUGGGACGAGGGUCUGGAUUGGAUAGAUCGAGCCGGGGAUAUUUUGGUCGAGAAAGAGAUGGAUUUUAUCAAAACCGUAGCUCAAUGAAAUUGAUUAUACCACCCUUUCAAGGUAAGAGUGAUCCCGAGGCGUACAUUCAAUGGGAAAGAAAGGUUGAGCACGUAUUCGAUUGUGAUUACUAUUCCGAAAAGAAGAAAGUGAAGCUCGUCGUCGAAGCAUUCAUUGACUAUGCAAUUAGUUGGUGGGACCAAUUUGUCUUAACUAGGCGGCGUUGUGGUGAACCACCAAUUGAUGAUUGGGAGUCCAUGAAGGCAGUUAUGAGGAAGAGAUUUGUUCCUGCCCAUUAUUAUAGGGAAUUGAAGAUGCAAAGCUUGAGGCAAGUUACUGAGUUAAAAGAAAAGAGAUCGCCGAGUCGAAAAUCACGGUGGAGCUCUUCAUCAAACCGAGAUAGGGAAUCAAUACCGAGAGAGGCCACGUUCGAUCCUCCAUAUGAGACUAAAGAAAGAGAUUGUUUGGAUAAGCCAUUCAUGAAUUUGCGGUCGGACUACAAGGAAUUGAAGAGAAAGGGUGAUUCUUUAUCAUCAUUUGGAAAGGAAAAUACUCGUCAAGCUUUUGAGAAUCGGAACAUUGUAGGCGAUUCAGCAAGUGAUGAACCGCUGCUUGAGGAAAAUUUAAGUGAGAAUGUUGAGGUUGAGUCCAAGGGGGAAGAAAAUUGCAAACCCGCGCCACCACUUGAAGAAAAAGAAGUGUGA
Messenger RNA from Erythranthe guttata (spotted monkey flower), 753 nucleotides. The record is from RefSeq and is a predicted model, not a curated record. NCBI's taxonomy places the organism in Eukaryota, Viridiplantae, Streptophyta, Magnoliopsida, Lamiales, Phrymaceae.